This is a messenger RNA of Engraulis encrasicolus (European anchovy), 3912 nucleotides long. RefSeq names its product UDP-N-acetyl-alpha-D-galactosamine:polypeptide N-acetylgalactosaminyltransferase 6 (GalNAc-T6) (gene galnt6). Bases 943 to 2805 code for a protein of 620 amino acids. Gene Ontology annotation, cellular component: Golgi apparatus. The record is from RefSeq and is a predicted model, not a curated record. Gene Ontology annotation, biological process: protein O-linked glycosylation. Lineage: Eukaryota; Metazoa; Chordata; Actinopteri; Clupeiformes; Engraulidae. The transcript has 12 exons. Gene Ontology annotation, molecular function: polypeptide N-acetylgalactosaminyltransferase activity.
AAGGCCUAUUAAACAAACAAGUGGAGUGGUCCAGAGGAGAAAGAGAGACGCGCAUCAGUGCGUCUUGGGUAACUGGACACCUGACAUACGGUAGCCGAACCGGUUGUCCAAACGAGGACAAUGGCUGAAUAUUUCAUAAAGACACAUCUCAUAAGUCUGCUAUAUUCGACCGCGAGGUUCGGUCCAUCCCAGUGAGGCCUGCUGUCCGGCCAACACCUUGUCAGUCAAUAGUGUGCAAUCACGAUUUCGGCCGCUGACAGUAAUCCGAGAGACCCAGCGGGACAUUUCCCUUUGGCGCGCCUGACUCAAUUUCUGAAUAAAUCUGGAUAAAGUUACAAGGCAGCGAUACUGGAGAUAGCCUAGUAUUUAAUUACUUUCCCAUCAAUUAUUCAAAUCUGUUGAGGCAAUGCUUAUGUUAACUUGUGCAUCCUCUUCUGAACUUUAAUUAAGUUCCCAAAGAAGUGUCUCUGUUUCUGGCAAUAAUUCAGAUAUUCCAAACACAGACAUUUAAGACUGCCACCCCAGUAUCUUAAUUGCGGCGUGGCGGGGCACUUUGUCCAGAAACGGCUCUAGUCCUAAUCUUAAACAGCAAUGUGCCUUUCUUGCCUACUUUACAGAUGGAAACCGGCGACUCUAGGACCCUGUAGGCGCUGGUUAAUCAUUUGAGCGAAUGGCACCUGUUGCGUGUUCAAAGGGAAACCGGGAGGACUGCGUCGCUGGCUCGCGUAUUCUCUCAGCCUUGGGUAAACUCAAUAGGCUCGUCCAAGAAAGUUGAAGUCAGCCAGGACACCCGUCCGUCUUUUUUGCAUUAUCAAGUAAUAAUCAGCGUUGCGAAAAGCUUUUCAGUCUCUGUGGAUUUGGCCAAAGUUUGGGUGACUGACCUCUUUUCAGAUCUUCCAGCUUUGAGGAAGAGGAGGAGGAGGAGGAGGAGUAGUGGUCAGCAUGCGUCUGUUCCUGCGUCGGCGCAUGUCGCCGCUGAAGCUGGUGUUGCUGGGCGGCACGCUCUUCAUGGUGGUGCUGGUGGUGCUGCAGAGAGACGUGGCCAGCGGACCCUCACCACAGGACCCCUGGUUCCAGGACCUGGUGGAGCGGCAGCAGCGUGUGGUGGACAUGGUGAAGGGCGCCGUGAACAACCUGGGCUUCCAGAUCGGGGCGCCCCAGCCUCCGCCCGUGGAGCCCCAGCCCACCGUUGACGCCCGCUGCCCGCCGGGCUUUUACAGUCAGGCAGAGCUGCGGCCGCACAUGGAGAGGCCCCCGCAGGCGCCCCAGGCCCCCGGGGCCUACGGCAACGCGUACGCCACGGACAAGCUGACUCCGGAGCAGGAGAAGGAGAAGGAAGAGGGCAUGACGCGCCACUGCUUUAACCAGUACGCCAGCGACCGCAUCUCACUGCAUCGCAGCCUCGGCGACGACACCCGGCCCCCCGAGUGUGUGGAGCGUAAGUACCGCCGCUGCCCGCCACUGCCCACCACCAGCGUGAUCAUCGUGUUCCAUAACGAGGCCUGGUCCACGCUGCUCCGCACGGUCUUCAGCGUGCUGCACUCCACGCCAGCCAACCUGCUCACUGAGAUCAUCAUGGUGGACGACGCCAGCGUCGCAGAUCACCUGAAGGAGCGCCUGGAUGAGUUUGUGAAGCCUCUGAAGAUUGUGAAGGUGCUCCGCCAAGCAGAGAGGAAAGGGUUAAUCACGGCCCGGUUGCUAGGGGCCAGCCAUGCCCAGGGGGAGGUGCUCACCUUCCUGGAUGCCCACUGUGAGUGUUUCCACGGCUGGCUGGAGCCGCUGCUGGCGCGUAUCGUGGAGGAGCCGACUGCGGUUGUGAGCCCUGAGAUCGUCACCAUCGACCUCAACUCCUUCCAGUUCCACAAACCCGUGGCCACCGCGCGUGCCCACAACCGCGGCAACUUUGACUGGAGCCUGACCUUCGGCUGGGAGGCCAUCCCCGACUACGAAAAGCAGAAGCGCAAAGACGAGACCUACCCCGUCAAGACUCCCACUUUUGCGGGUGGGUUGUUUUCCAUCUCCAAGACCUAUUUUGAGAAGAUCGGCACAUAUGACGACAAGAUGGAGAUCUGGGGUGGCGAGAAUGUGGAGAUGUCCUUCCGGGUGUGGCAGUGUGGCGGAACCCUAGAGAUCAUUCCGUGUUCUGUUGUGGGACACGUGUUCCGCACCAAGAGCCCUCACACCUUCCCCAAGGGAACUGAAGUCAUCACCCGUAACCAGGUGCGGCUGGCCGAGGUCUGGAUGGACGACUACAAGCAGAUCUACUACCGACGCAACCAGAACGCCGCCAAGAUGGCCAAGGAGAAGCAGUUUGGCGAUAUCUCUGAUCGUGUGAACCUUCGAGAGUCUCUACACUGUAAAAACUUCUCGUGGUACCUAGAGAACGUCUACCCCGAAGCCUUUGUGCCCGACCUCACUCCUGUCAAAUUUGGAGCUAUCAAAAACUCUGAGUCUCACAGCUGUCUCGAUGUCGGGGAGAAUAACUCGGGAGGCAAGCCGGUGAUCAUGUAUGUGUGCCACAACAUGGGGGGAAACCAGUACUUUGAAUACAGUACUCACCAGGAGCUGAGACACAACAUUGGCAAGCAGCUGUGUCUGCACGCCAAGCCUGAUGGCGUGACGGUGGAGCUGUGCCACCUCAAGGGCCGAGGCACUCAGGUUGCAGCCGAGCAGCUCUGGGUAUUUACAGAGGAGCAGCUCUUAAAAAACCCUCCGUCUGGGAAGUGUCUCCAGCUGAGCGCAGGACGACUCCUCAUGAGCACCUGCAACGCGGCGGACCUCAGCCAACACUGGGCCUUCAGCUGACCCCGCUGACCUCUACUCUCGUCUCCUCCACACCCUCAUCGUCACUGCUCGACCCAGCUGACGACCCCUCUCCGUAUCCCGAUCGUCACUGCUCAACACAGCUGACGACCCCUCUCCGUAUCCCGAUCGUCACUGCUCAACACAGCUGACGACCCCUCUCCGUAUCCCGAUCGUCACUGCUCAACACAGCUGACGACCCCUCUCCGUAUCCAGAUCGUCACUGCUCAACACAGCUGACGACCCCUCUCAAUAUCACAAUCGUCACUGCUCGAUCCAGCUGAUGACCCCUCUUCAUAUCCCGAGCGUCACCGCUCAAUCCAAAUGAUAGCCCCUCUCUGUAUCCUGAUCAUCACCGCUUGAUCCAACUGACGACCCCUCUCUGUAGUCUCAUCUCCCGCUGGGUGUCGAUACCCUCAGGAGUGGAAUAUCCUCAUCACAAUCGAUUGACUCUCCUCUUUAUCAUCACGUGUGAACCAUAGCCCACAGUCAUGGGUAAGCGGUUAGGGCGUCAGACUUGUAGCCCAAAGGUUGCCGGUUUGACUCCCGACAUGCCAGAUUGGUGGGGGAAGUAAUAAACCAGUGCUCUCCCCCGUCCUCCUCCAUGACUGAGGUACCCUGAGCAUGGUGCCGUCCUGCCACACUGCUCCCUGGCAUUGCUCCCUGGCGUUGGUGUGCUGUGGAGUGCUGUGUCACAAUGACAAUGGGAGUUGGGAGUUUCCCAGGUGGGCUUUCACUUGACUUCACAGCUUUUCUGUCUGUCCACCCAGCAGACUUCCCCUCAUCACUCCAUACCCUCAUCUCAGUCGCAUGACUCUUCAUGAAACCGCACCCUUGCUGUCGUGACUUCACCCAUCUGACGCCCACCUCUCCUCUCCAUCAUCACUUGUGAACCCUCCCUCUCCACACCUUUGUCAUCGGCCCAGCUGGACCACUUCUCCAUACCCUUGUAACCCAACUGACCUCUGCUCUCCUCUCCAUAACUCCGUCAUCACUCCACCCAUCUGAGCCUUCUCCUCCCCAUGCCUUCUUCAUCAGCUGACCCAGCUAGCCCUCAUCCCCACCCCCCAGUCCAUACUGUAAACUUCCCCUCUCAGCCCUCAUCCCCAC